AUGGGGAAAGGAUACAAUAAUUAUAUGUGCAAGAAGUUUUUCCAUCCUACUAAUUUUGAAAAUAUCAAAAGAAAGUGGAUGGCCGAACAGGAAAAGGAGUUUGAUAGCAAAAAGGAACAGGAGAGACUUAUCCAGUAUCAGCGUGAACAGGAAGUCCUGGAGAAUCGCGUUUUACUUGGUGAUGAGAAGGCGAAAUUGGGUUUGGCUUGGAUGUACGACCAACCUGCUAUAAUGGAGCCAGAGAAGGAAUCGAAUGACAAGAAUGAAGUGAAGUUUGAGUGGCAACGUAAGUACAACGCACCACGUGAAACCUACUGCAAGAAUUCCGCCGAUGUUACGGAUCAACCUUUCGGCAUCGAAGUGAGGAAUGUUCGCUGCAUGCGUUGCAAACAGUGGGGUCACUUGAACACCGAUCGUAUAUGUCCUCUUUACGGCAAAUCCUUUACGCAGGAACCGGCUAAGGAAGGAAAUCUGCGUUCGAUCGAUAGUGCUAAGACGCAUCUGCGUAAGGAAGGAUUGGUCUUUAAAAAGUCCACAGAAGCGUCUGGUUUGAGUGAUAUGAUAAGCAAGGCGAAACAAGCUGCCUCUAACUGUACGAACAUUGAUCCGAAAGCCGUGGAACAUGAAUUGACAGUGGAAUUUCUCAAAUCACUUAGCGAAAGGCAACGUGAAAAGCUUCUAAGGAAACUCAGUAAGAUUUCCUCUGACAGUGGUUCCGGAUCCUCUAAAGCACAGAAAGUGAAGAAGGAAAAGCAUAAGAAAGAUAAGCAUUCUUCUCGUCAUUGA
Rodentolepis nana is the source of this 786-nucleotide messenger RNA. The record is from the annotation of a GenBank genome assembly. Lineage: Eukaryota; Metazoa; Platyhelminthes; Cestoda; Cyclophyllidea; Hymenolepididae.